Molecule: messenger RNA, 2178 nt
Organism: Anarrhichthys ocellatus (wolf-eel)
Lineage: Eukaryota; Metazoa; Chordata; Actinopteri; Perciformes; Anarhichadidae
Gene: sparta
Product: spartin a
Exons: 8
Coding region: 187-1818 (543 amino acids)
Biological process (GO): negative regulation of BMP signaling pathway; cell division
Cellular component (GO): plasma membrane
Source: RefSeq, a predicted model, not a curated record
CAGAGUGAAGUGAACGCCUAUUGAUAUACAGUAGGCUAUGCUGGCGUUUUCCUAUCUAUGAAAGUACAGAAGGUCAUUUGUUAACUGAAAGAGUCUCUUUGAAACCACUUUUUUAUUGUUAGUUUUUUUUUGUUCUCUUUCCCCGAAUAUUCAAGUUCAGUUUCUGUAUCCCGUCUACUCCUCAGUAUGACUGAGCCUGCUGAGCUGCUGCUCAUCAAGGGCCAGUAUGAGUUGGCGUUUCAUUCUCUGAGCCAGGGGCUGUCUGCCGAAGAGGCCGGGAAAAGAGCAGAGGCCCUGGUGUUUUACAGGAAAGGUCGACAGCACCUUACCCAGGGAGUGGAAGUCCCCACUGGAGGGGAGAGGCAGCGGGGAGCGGUCUGGGACACGGCCAGGCAUCUUCAGCAGAGGAUGGGGGACACUCUGAGGACUGUCAACACCCACCUCUCUGACCUCGAGACCUCUCAGCUGACAGAAGGAUGCCAGAGGGUCCGCCUUUUGAUGGAUCUUCCUCCCAAUCUUUACCCAGACCUGGCACAAAGCAGCCAGCCUCCACAGAGCUCCCUCAGCCAUCUGUACCCCACUAUACCUGCUACCACCCACAACACAACCCUAAACCCCCCUCCCAGGUCUCCUUCCCCUGACGUGCUGCACGCGCUCCCUGCAGCGACUCCGGGAACUUUAGCAAUGGCUAACUCAGGGGACCAGCCUCCAGCAUACACACCACAGCCAACUGUCGGCCACCGCAGUCUGUCCUACGGUCCCGCUAGAGGUGGCCUCAGGCCGGGGAAGCAGGCCGGAGCAACGGCAGGAGGAGAUGGAAACGAGCUGCUUUUCAUCCCCUCUGGGGUGCAGAUGUUUUUCGUGGCACCAAACGGGCAGGUCAGCUCCCUGUCUCAUCCAGGUUACCUUCGCAUCAUCACAUUUGACAGUCAGCACAAGGGUUCCACUGCUGGAAGACCCUCAACAUUUCUACAUGUGUGCGACUGGCUUUACCCGCUGACGGCAGACACUCCAGUGCUACUGGCUAACUCUGGGAUCUUCAUGUUCCCUGACACCUUGUCAGAGACGCCAGGGUCCUACGUGGGCAUAGUGUUGUCCUCUGAACUGCCUGCUGUACAUCAAGAGACGUUUCGGGACCUCCUCUCGCAGCUAGUUGACCUUAGGGUCCAGGAUCCAGAGGGGGAAGGGUCAGAGGUCAUCAACCUGAGUGAGAAAAUCCCCCUUGGUCCCAUGAAAGAGCAUGAAGGACUUACAGUGCCAACAGGGACGAAGGACAAAGCACCACUUCCUGGAUGGAGUGAGAAGAUGGGGCAAGGAAUCUUGAUAGGAGCUACACGGUUGAGUGUAGGGGUUGUAAAAGGAGCAGAGGCCACUGGUAGGGUCAUUCAUAAAGGAGCAGACAAGAUCCGGGACCACAUCACACCUGAGGAAAUUCCUUCAGAGGUCAACCCUCAUGUCACCAAAGGUCUGCGGGUGGCUAAACAGGCCAGCGGGCGUGCUGUUCGAGUCAGCCAGUUCUUAGUUAAUGGAGUGAGUACUGUGGCAGGACACAUGGCAGACAAGAUUGCUCCCCAUGUGAAGAAACAGAGCUCUAAGCUGGUCCCAAAGUCUAUGAAGAACAAAGAUGGCAGACCUUCCAACUGGGGUGGAGCCAAGUUUGUGGCAGUCAGCAGCAUACACAGUUUCUCUACUGUUUGGUCUAGUCUGGAGACCGGAGCAAAGCUUGUUGGCAAAAGUGUCACAGCAGAGACGGUCACGACGAUGACAUACAAAUUUAAGGGCUUAGAAAAUCUAUUAAAAAUGUCCAGCAACAUAUGACAGCACGGGGGAGUAAAGGCAAAGACUUGUGAACUAACAACUGAUCAACUCUUUCAUGUACUGCACACUCUUUCAUUAACCUAUUUCGAGUCUAACCCUGAAUGACAUUCUCCAAAUCCAACGCAACAGCUUACACAGAAUUGUCUUUUUUAAUAAUUUAUAUCUAGACAUAUAAACGAUGUGUUUUGGGUUCUUUUCUGACUUGAUGUAGUUUAAAGCUUCUGUUCUGUUUGUGGGUUUUUGGGUCUGGUAACUGCAGCUACAUGUCAGCUUGUGUUGGGUGGUGCUGCUCUUGCUGUUCAUACUUUCUGUGGCCCCUUUCCUGGUUUCUUACUAAUAAAACUACUACAAAGUCAAAAA